Beta vulgaris subsp. vulgaris (sugar beet) is the source of this 2807-nucleotide messenger RNA. RefSeq lists its product as hypothetical. The coding region runs from base 420 to 2513 and encodes 697 amino acids. Lineage: Eukaryota; Viridiplantae; Streptophyta; Magnoliopsida; Caryophyllales; Amaranthaceae. The record is from RefSeq and is a predicted model, not a curated record. The transcript is spliced from 4 exons.
UGAUAUAUUGGGGAUUCAAUAAAUGCAAACAUUUCCCAUAACAUGCAACAGUGAACAGACGUGAAGUGUGAAGACUGUGAACCAAACAAGUCUGAAUUCUCAGUUGUCAUUUCCCAUAAAUUUGCAAAAUUUCAAUUUUCACGCCAUUUUUACACGAGAAAUGUCCUUCCAUUCUCCGUUUAACAACUUCAUCUCUCUUCACCCAUCGCCAAAAACAACCAAAUUCCCUGUGUUCAUUCAAAUGAGUUAACACUCGUUAUAAUCAUCUUCAUUUUGUAGCAUACUUUCUGAUUUUGGGUAUUUUUCAUGCGCAAAACUGGGAACAAUCUUCACCCAGAAGGUCAGUUUCUAAAUUCUGGGCUAAUUGUUGAUGUUAACAUAGUGGAAAAUUCUGAAAUUUGUAUUGUGGGUAGAAAAAAAUGAGUUCAAAUUCGUUGAAGCAAACACCCACUAGCAGCAAUUGCUCUGGGAAUCGUUCAAUUACAGAUAUAAUUCAGUCCCUGAAAACUUCAUUUCUCGAAACCGAUUUUAGGGCAGCAGUGAAAGAGUUGAGGGCAAGGGAGGAGGGUUUGAGGAGAGAGAAAGAGGAAAUAGUGGCAAGUUUGAGGGAGAAGAGUGACAUUUUGGAGGCGGAGCUUGGGGAGUUGAAGGUGCAGAAGUAUUUGUGUGAGGAGGAACGUCGUCGAUUGCUGAGGGAGUCUGAUAUAAAUGAUGAUAAGUGUAAAGAUUUAGCCAGGGAAUUGAGCUUGGCGAAGGAGAAGGAGGAGAGUGCUAAUAAAAGGUAUGGUCGAUCGCUUGGCGACCUUAGGGGAUUGGAGGAGGAGAAGCAAGAACUAAUUCAAAACUUGUCUGAUAUGAGUGAUACGAUGUCUGCAUUGCAUAGAAAGUUGAGGGAAAAGGAUCAAGAAAUAGACGAGCUUGUAAGAAAGAAGGAUUCUCAAUUUAAUGCUCAUCAGGAAGAGUUGGAGGGGGUUCAGAGGAGGAAUGUGUUUCUGGAGGAGGAAAAGCUAAAUUAUGAUGUCCGUUUUGAAGAACUGAAGAAAGAGAAAGAGGAGAAAAUCAAAGAACUUUUCGAGAAGAAGGAGAAUGAGAAGAGGCAAGUUGAGGCUCAAUUUAAGUGUUGGCGGGAAGAGUUGGAUGGGAUGCGAAAGAUGAAUGUGUCCUUGGAGGAGCAAAAGGCAAAAUCUGAUGCUCUUGCUGAAGAAUUGAGGAGAAUCAACCAAGACAAGGAUGCGACAAUCAAGAAGCUCUCAGAGGAUAUGGAGGUUUUGGAGAGGGGGAAAAUAGAAACUGCGAAAGAAAAAGAUAAGCUAAUUGAAGAACUUGUAAAGGAGAAAGAGAGUUUAGUUGUGGAGAAAAGGGAAUUUACAGCAAAGUUGGGGAAGGUGGAAGAGAGGUUUUCGAAGCUUGAGGGAGAUGUGAUCACUGGUCUGUGCUUGGAUCUGGGGAAAUAUCAAAGCUUUGCUAGUACCCAUAUUGGCAAAAUAUUAUGUGGAAUCAUCAAGGCUCUUGAUUCUGAAGAAAUUGGUCUCACCUGCGAUGCUGGACUGGUUAAAUAUGGAAACCCUCAGGAAGCAGAUUCUGCUGUAGUUUCUUGUGUCAAUACAUCAAGAUGCUGUUUGAAGUCUGACAAGCAAUCUGUAGAAGAUGUUCAGAGGAAACUGGAUUUCGAUGCAGAACAUUCACGAGAAGGAGGAGGUACUGGGAAUGAGAGGACCCCGAUCAUCAUUGAUGAUGAUGAUGAUGAGAAUCCCAAGCAUGCCGAGGGUGGAAAAAACAAACGGCAUCGCCCUGGAAGUGUACCCGAGUGGCAUAAUCAUGAUGGUUCUAGUGAUGAUAGCCUGAACCCAAAACUUAAGACCAGGAAACUUGAAUAUGUGCAUUCCGAACAAGUCAAGCAGGAACCAUCACUUGAUGCCUUUUCACCUACUAGAAGGGACCAUAAAUUUAUUACUUCCCAGAGCCAAAAAUUGGCAACUAUAAAAAGAUGUGAAGUCAGCAGAGGAGGGCAAAUAGAUACUUCCAAAAAAGAUGAUGACAGGAAAGGUAGUGACAAGAUGUAUAAUUAUGGAACUCCAAUAGCUGAUAGACUCUUGAGCCCUCAGGUUGAAGAUUACAUGACCACUCUUCGGCAAAGGAAGCAGAACAAAAAGUUGGAAUGUUCUGCUGAUAUGAUUUGUGCUUUUAAGCAGGACUUUGACUUUUGUGCCAAAGCAGUUUGUGCACUGCAUAGAAAACAAAAGUCUGGAUCCUCUGGGGUGAAUGGUUCAGUCUCUUUAGGAAGCAAAGGAUUGAAGGAGUGUGAUUUUGAGAGGGUGAGUACUCUAGCCAAAUUUCUGAUAGACGGGGAUCCAAAUGGCAAAAUGAAGAAGUCAGUGGAUGAAUUGCAAGAGCAUGAUCGUGAUGAUUGCAGAGAACUUGCUACAAAGUAUGCGAGACAGUUGAUUGACAUCUAUACGAGAAGAGAGGAUCCUUUUUUUUCUCCCAUGUCGAGUGAUCUGCAGUACAAGUAAGGCGAUGCAGUAAGCCGCCUUUUUUUUGUUCUUUGUCAGCUGAUGUGCAAAUACAACUGAUCUACAUUGCAGAAGUGAUAUCCAGAAACAAAGUCAUCCUUUUUUUGGUACUUUUGACUUGUAUAUGAAUGUAUAUAUACACGCAUGAAACUGUUAACUGUCCUGUACUUAGAACUCAGCAGUAACUAAAUGUGAUUUCCUGAUCUUCUCCCUUUGCACCUCCAUUUCUCAUUGUAAAUUGCAAUUUGCUGAUUAUUCACUUUUUGAAUCCUGAACUAGAAGUUCCUUCACUCA